This is a messenger RNA of Plasmodium relictum, 1515 nucleotides long. RefSeq names its product S-adenosyl-L-methionine-dependent methyltransferase, putative. The coding region runs from base 1 to 1515 and encodes 504 amino acids. The record is from RefSeq and is a predicted model, not a curated record. Gene Ontology annotation, cellular component: nucleolus. Gene Ontology annotation, molecular function: methyltransferase activity. Lineage: Eukaryota; Apicomplexa; Aconoidasida; Haemosporida; Plasmodiidae. Gene Ontology annotation, biological process: rRNA base methylation. The transcript is spliced from 2 exons.
AUGUCAUUUCUAUACAGAAAAGCAGCACAAAUGUUGUCAAGAUGUUCACAAGGAGGAGGAAUAAAAAAUGUUUUACUUGAAAAUGAAGAUAAAUCAAUUAAAAAAUUGUAUUCAAUAUUAUAUAAAGCGUUGGAAGAUUUAGAUCUAUUAAAUAAAAUUUAUAAUAUUUAUUUAUCUAAAAUAUGUAAAAAUAAAUUUCUGGGAAUAAUUCUUUUGAGUGUAUUAGUUCAUAGAAAUAAAAUAGAUGGUGGUGGAAAACUAAAAAGGGAAAUUAAAAAAAGAGAAAGAGAAAUUUUAGAUUUUUAUAAAAAAGCUCGAGAAAAACCAUAUAAUAAUAAUAUUUUAGAAAUAAAUAAUAUAUCAAAAUAUUUUUUAAUAUAUGGAAAUGAUAACAGCAUCAAGGAAGAAUUAAUGAGAAGUAUUCAAAUUGAAGAAGACGAAGAUAUAAGAAAUUUGUAUAAAAUUACUAAUAAUAAAGUAAAAAUGUUAAUAGAUAGUCGUUUUUAUAGAGAAAAUAAAAUAAGGAUAAUUGAUAAAACAUCAUGUUUGGUUGUAAAAGCAGGUAAUAUAAAAAGGGGUAUGGUUGUUGUUGAUAUAUGCUCCUCUCCAGGUAGCAAGGCUAUUUUUAGUCUUAUUUCCUUAAAAAAAAAAGGAUACUUAAUAUGUGUAGAAAAAAAUAAAAAAAGGUGUUUUACUUUAUUGAAUGAAAUUUUAAAAAACGGAGAAUACGAUGGUUUGUAUCUAGAUGAACACUUUAUUGAAAGUGAAAAAUUUAUUCUUAAUGAAUAUAAUUUUUUUAAUAAUAAAAAACACAAUAUUUAUUAUAUAAAACACAAAAAUAAUGAAUUAAUAAUAAAAAUAUAUAAUUGUGAUUUUCUAAAUUUAAGUUCUGACGAUUUUCCAAAUAAAAUAGAUGUUGUAUAUAUUGAUCCUUCAUGUUCUUCUAGUGGAAUGCCAGAUUUUAUAUAUAAAAAAAAUAUAGAAAAUGCUUUUUCAAAUAAAAAUUACAAAAAUGAAAAAUAUAAUAAAAGUGAUAAUUUUAAGAAAAAAAUCAACAAACAAAGGAAUGAAAACACAAAUAAUAUAGAUAAAUUUAAUAAUGCUACUGAAUGGCAAAACAUAAAUGAGUCAGAUAAUAUAAUUGAAGAAAGUAAUGAUUAUAUGCCUGAAAAAAUAUCAGAAAUUAAGAUCCCCAAAGUUCCUUCUAUUUUUAAAGAUAAAGUAAAAAAAUUAUCUGAAUUUCAGAAAAAAAUAUUAAAUCAUGCUUUAGUUAAUCUAACAGGUUCUAGCACUUUUAUAUAUUCUACCUGUUCAUUUUUUGAAGAAGAAAAUGAGCAGGUUAUACAAGAAGUAUUGCAAAAAAAUCCCAAUUUUUACUUAAAAAAAGCUGGAAAAGAUAAAUUUCUUUCUAACAAUCAUAAGUAUGAUUUUUCAAACAAAUGUAUUAGAACAUUUCCGGAAAAAGAUUUAUGUAGAGGAAUAUUCAUUUCUAAAAUAUGUCGAAAAAAUAUAUAA